AUGGCGGCUGCAAUCUACAAUGGGCCUCCACAGGCAGUGUUACAUACACUGUCAAAUGCAGAUGGCUCAGCAACCUACACAGAACCAGGGAGCACCUACAAGAUCAUUGCCGGUGUCAAUUACCCAGUGGAGGUGCCACUUCGAAGCAAUGAAAUCCCUGAAACUACAUUGAUUGAUGUCAAUCUCCGCCCGCACAAUGGCGCAGGCAUGGUUAAAGAACGACACGUGGAACAGCUUGUCAAGAGAACACUGCAAUGUCUCGUUCUUGGAGAGGAGACGCCUCGAACGAUGUUGCAAGCCACUCUUCAAGUGGUGGGUGUUCAGAGCGACGAGUCGUUACCCGGUGGCAUGAAGGGAGGUGGUCAGGGUGAGACGUAUCUCGAUAUCUUGCCAUCUGCCAUCAAUGCUGCGGUUUUGGGAUGUGUCGAUGCAGGAGUUCAGAUGAGGACGGUUGCGGGAGCAGCACUCGUUGCAAUUGAUCACCAGGGCCAGUUGAUCGUUCACCCAAACGUCACACAGCGAAAGAGCAGUACCAGUCUUCACGUUUUCGCUUUCACCAGUGAUGGGAAAACAGUUCUCAUGGAAAGUGAGGGUAACUUCAAACCAAAGGACUGGACCCUAGCAGAAGAGGUUGCCAGGUCAGCGGUCCUGGGUACUUCAGACGUCAACAAAUCCAAGAAUAACAACAAACAAAACGGCGAUGUUGCCAUGAAUGGAAGCGCAGCCAGUGAGAGCUCGGUUAUCUGUAUGCUAGAUGUGAUCAGAAAAGCUCUGGAAGAGCGGGUGAUUAAGGAUGAAAGAUGGCGACAGGACUGA
Molecule: messenger RNA, 816 nt
Organism: Exophiala bonariae
Lineage: Eukaryota; Fungi; Ascomycota; Eurotiomycetes; Chaetothyriales; Herpotrichiellaceae
Exons: 1
Coding region: 1-816 (271 amino acids)
Biological process (GO): U4 snRNA 3'-end processing; poly(A)-dependent snoRNA 3'-end processing; rRNA catabolic process
Cellular component (GO): nucleolus; nuclear exosome (RNase complex); cytoplasmic exosome (RNase complex)
Source: RefSeq, a predicted model, not a curated record